UCUUCACCUCGGAGCUUUCUCACCAAGCGCCUCCACUCCUCGCCGUCCCAUUCCCAGUUUAAUGGACGUUUGCUUUUAAGUUAUGGUUAGAUCCGCUGUCCUGAUGACAUUUCCACGCGGCGUCGAGAAAUUUGGUGGUCUGUUCGUGUUUGGAUUGUUUCCGAUUCCUGGUUCAAUUGCAGAUCUCUGAGGAAGUGGAUGUUUGAUCUAGCAGCGGUUUCUGCAUUGCUUUUUUUGGGAAUUACCAAGGGAAAAGCCAAAUAGAAAUUCAGCACCAUGGUCUCAGAAAGGGAUUUGUUUGAGGUUUCAGGACCUGUACAUUUAACCUCUGUGAACUGGAACUGUCCACAUCACCAGAGAUCUAUUGCUGCUAGUCUGGUUCAGGGUGCAUAUGUUCUAGAGCGUGACCGUCAGCAAAACCGCCAUGGUCCAGAAGCUCAUGCACCAGCCUGGUGGGAGAAUUUUGAUUUCCAACUUAUCCGUAAACUGGUUGAUGUUGAUGAUUUAUCCAUCUUUGGUGCCAUCUAUGAAUUCAAACCCCCUUGCUCCAUCCAAAACUCAUCAAAUGGCAAUUCCCCAAAAUUUGUCAUUGCUUUCCGGGGAACUGUCACCAAGAAAGAAUCAUUUUCUCAGGAUCUUAAGCUGGAUUUCCUCUUCUUAAAAAGUGGCCUUGAUCAGACUCCCCGCUUUGAAAUUGCAAUGCAAGCUGUUCGGAACCUGGUUUCAGCUGGAAGUCAGAAUGUAUGGUUAGCUGGUCAUUCUUUGGGGUCAGCAAUUGCAACACUUGCUGGAAAAAAUAUGGCUAAGACAGGUAUCAAACUUAGAACUUUUCUCUUUAACCCACCGUUCGUCUCUGCCCCGCUGGAGAGGAUCAAAGAUAAGAAGGUGAAGCAAGGAAUCAGGAUUGCUAGCAGCUUUAUCACAGCUGGACUUGCAGUGGCUGUAAGAGGCCAUAAUAAUAGGUCUGAAGGUUCCUUUGCCAUGCUAGCAUCAUGGGUUCCAAAUCUUUUUGUUAACCCAGCUGAUCAUAUCUGCUCAGAAUAUAUUGGUUACUUUGAACACCGGAAAAAGAUGGAGGAGAUUGGAGCAGGACAUAUAGAGAGGCUGGCAACACAGAACUCUCUUAAAGAUCUUUUCUUGAGUGCACUUGGUAAGGAGUCUGAGCCAUUGCACCUUCUUCCAUCAGCAAGAUUGACAGUAAAUUUGAGCCCUUCCCCGGACUUCAAGCAGGCACAUGGCAUCCAUCAGUGGUGGAGGCCGGAUCUAAACUUGCAAUGCAAGGAAUACAUUUACAACUGAAAUGAAACACAAUGUUUGUUACAGUUGAUAUGAAGCACAGCACUUUCUUGUUCUCCUUUAAUGUAGGCAGUAGUAUGGCAACAUUAAAAGUGUGCAACUUCAUAGGUUAUCAAUAUAUUGUGAAGUGUCUGUUGUCAGAUAAGCUGUAUGUUUCAUCACUUUCAAAGCACACCGAUUAGUGAAUUUUGAUUAGAUGAUCAAGGUACAUAUUUCAUGGCCCUUC
This is a messenger RNA of Elaeis guineensis (African oil palm), 1522 nucleotides long. The record is from RefSeq and is a predicted model, not a curated record. NCBI's taxonomy places the organism in Eukaryota, Viridiplantae, Streptophyta, Magnoliopsida, Arecales, Arecaceae.